Drosophila arizonae is the source of this 4528-nucleotide messenger RNA. RefSeq lists its product as uncharacterized. NCBI's taxonomy places the organism in Eukaryota, Metazoa, Arthropoda, Insecta, Diptera, Drosophilidae. Gene Ontology annotation, biological process: positive regulation of transcription by RNA polymerase II. Gene Ontology annotation, cellular component: mediator complex. The record is from RefSeq and is a predicted model, not a curated record. Gene Ontology annotation, molecular function: transcription coactivator activity; transcription factor binding.
GCAGAGGCAAAGGUAGUACAUAUACAAAAUUCAUUGAUUUUGUCAACGUAAAACACACAGCGCAUAGCUGCACAGGCAAAGCAUAUAAAGUGAAGAUAGUUAAAUAAAUUAGGCACGCAGCUGGAACAAUGCACAAAAUGCAAGAGAUGCUAGAGAAUAACCCACAACUGCUGUAAAGAUAUACCCAGCAAGCGAACACACAGCUAAGAGCAACAAAAAAAAAUUCCAAUAAGAAAGAAGUGCAAGAAAAAGAGCAUACGGUGUAAAAGGCAAAAGCGAACAAGAAAAAAAAAUUAAACACUAUAUGUACGCAAAAUAUAAAAUGACAAUCGUGGUAGAAGAUUAAUUAUCGUGGCAAUUGUGGCGCACCAGCAGCCGGCCGUAAAAUGCCAAGGAACACUUGCAGGCCAAGUGAAUGUGUAGCUAACGGUAAUACUGGCAACAACAACAACAACGGCGAUAAGGCUAACGGUAACCAUGAUGAUAGCAACACAACAUCGGGCAGCAGCGCUAUUCCCGCCGCUGCAGCUAUUGUUAAACAGGAGUUCGAUGCAGCGCCUCCUGUGUGCCACAGAAAAUCGGAGCGUCGAAAAAUCGCACGCGACAUCUUUCUGGUAUUCGAGGAGCAGCCCACGCGUCGUCGGCGCGGUCGGGGCGGUGCACGGGGCACGCGCGCCAAGCAAAAAUUUGGUCACCUAAAGGUGGCCAACACACCGCGCAUCAAUAAGAAUCUGUUGCGUGACAUUAAAACGGAACCAAAGUGCAGCGCGGCAGCGAAUGUGGAACUGUCUGCGGCCAAGCCAAUAGAGGCGGUAUCAGUACCGGUACCGGUAUCGGAGGCGGAGCUGGAGCCACGGCUAGAGUCCGAACCACAGCCACAACUGCAACCGCAGCCACAGCUAGAGCCUGAUCAGCCAAGGGCAAAGCUGGCGGCUGUGAAACUGGAAACCAAAACAGCAUCAAAUGCAACAUUAGCAAUUUCAACUGCAACUGCAGCAGCAACAGUUGCAGCUACACCUACAGCAAUUGCGUCAGCAACGGCAACAGUGGCUGCUGCGCCGGCUGCAAUUGCAGCUGCAGCAGCAACGCCUCAGCUCACCCAAAGCCAGAAACUGUCGCCAGCCGCUCGGCAGACAGCAACAACUCCAGCACCAGCUCCAACUCCAGCCCCAGCUCCAGCUGCAGCUCCGACAACGCCCAGCGUGAAUCCCAUAUUUCUGUGGGUCAAGCAGGACGACACGCGCAUUGUGGAGGUGCGCUGUGAGGAUUAUGAUAAACGCAAUCGCAUACGCCUGACCAAGACAACGAACGGCUGGCGCUCUAUGCCACGCACGGAUGCCUCAUCCACUCGUAUUGUCAAGUUCUUCCACAGCACAGCGGCGGCGCCCUUGCUGAAGGUCAAGCGUGAGCAGCUGCAACAGCAACAGUCCAUUGAACAGGAGGAGGAAGAGGAGGAGGAGGCGGCUGAACAGCAGCCGGAGUGGACUGUAGUGGAUCAGGAGCAACAACACCGACAGCAGCUAGAGCAGGAACAGGAUCACGACCAGGACCAGGACCAGGAGCAGGAGGAUCAGGCUGUCAUUGAGAAUGUUGUAGUUGUUGUGCCACCUCAGCAGCAGGAACAACAGGAGCAACAGUUGGAUCAGCAGCACUCCGAGCAGCACCUGUCCACGGAAGCCUGCUUUGAUGCACUGCUCGACAGCGAAACGAAUGCCUCGACAAGGGCCACAAAGACCAGCACCAGCAACGCCAAUACGCCCACAUAUCAGAGCUCACGCUCACGUUCCCGCUCCCGCUCGCGAUCCCGAUCCCAAUCACCAGCUCGAUCCCGCUCGCCAUCGCCUGCGUCGCUGGAGCUGCAGCUGUGUCCGAAGACGGGUCUGUUUCUACCCAAAGGAGCUGCAGGUGCAGCGAUUGCAGCAGCAGCCGUUGCAGCUGCUGAGGCGCCGCUCGCCGAGGAGGAGGAGGUGGAGGCGGCGACGGAACUGGAGACAGCUCCAGCAGAUCAUGCAACCCUAGAAGCGAAUAGCAAACAUCUCAAGGAUCUGCUCGACGACGCUGAUGAUCUGCUGCACAACUGCAGCAGCGACAAUGGCAGCAAUGGAGCCGAGCUGCUUGAUUCUUUGGUGCAGCGCGGCUGCGAAGAUAAUCUCAUGGAGCAGCAACAGCUGCAGCURCAGCAGCAGCAGGGAACAGCCAGUGGAGCUGCCGGCUUAAGUUCCUUCUGUGUGCCGGAUGUGGUCGCUGGCAAGGAGCUGCCCAGCAUUUUGGGCAUGGACAGCAGCGAUGCACCCAAGUGCCUGUCCUUCAAUGAGGCCGGCGAGAUCGAAGGACUCAAUGGCGAGCUCUUCCUGGGCAUCGACAGCUUUGACAAGCAGCCAGAAGCAGAGACGGAGGCAGAUGCUGUGGCAACUGUGCUGCCCGACAAGGAGCAUGAACAGCUCGAAUCUAUCACUGUGCCGGAUGAGACGCCCAAAGAUCUGAGCUACAAGAAACGAGAGGAGGUGUGCCCGCCCUCGGAGUCACGCAGCCAAUGCGCGGUGACCUCCAGUUCGGAUAUACUGAAAUCGAAAUCGCCCGAUCCAGAGAUGCUGCCCAUGCCAGCGACGAGCAUACCAGCCGAGGUGGAGACCACCUCGGAGACGAUCAAGCAUAUUAUAUUCGAACAGUUUCUCAAGUURAAUGGCAGCGCCCAACAGCAGCAGCAGCAACAACAAGCGGAACCUAUGGAUCUGGGCAAGGCGACGACAACACGGAGCGUGGACAAACUUCAUACGGUGGUCAUUGAUGAUGAGGAUACGGACGCAGCGGAGCCGCUGAAGAAACGCUCCAAGCCCAUCAAAAUGGACAAGGAUCCGGAUGCACUAACUCAGCUGAAGAUGCUCCUGAAUAAUCCCCAGUGGAAGGUGCCCGAUCCCAUUCUAGUGCCAAAGGAUCGUCUGGGCGCGGUGUUGGCAUCGCCAGCUCGAGAGAUACCGCUGCUGCUGACCACCAGGCCAGAGUUGCGGCUGCCCGAGGCAUUUGCCUAUCCGGAGAUAAUACAGAAUCCCAAUAUAUUGGUCGUCACCAUGGAGCAGCUGGAGGCCAUACUCAAAAACGAUUCAGAGCAAUCCUCCAAGUCGUCGAAGUCAGGUGAUGCGUUGGCUGUGCCUGUCCAGGUGCCCGGCUCUGCCUCUGCUUCCGUCACCCCUGCCUCGCCUUGUUCUCAGCUGCCUUUGCCGUUGCCGYUGCCGCUGCCGCUGCCUCUUCCGCUGCCUCUGCCGCUACCGUUGCAACAGAGCAGCAAAGCAACUGCUAGUCCCAGUCCUACUCCCAGCUUGCUGAAACAUGCUGCUGCAGUUGCCACGAAAACCACGCCACCUCCUACAGCGCCGCCCGCGCAGCUGCUUGCCAAGGCGAGCUCCGCUGCAGUGCCUCAAUCCUCGCCAGCGGCCGAUUCAAGCAUGUCGCAGGAGCUGAAUGCCACAACGCUCGCGCUGCUGCAGCAGAUGCUCUGGCUGCCCUACUUCGGCCAACUAUCGCAGGAAUUCUUCAAGACCCUCAAGGACCCCCUGGGAUUGCAGCGCAAAUUCAUGAGCAAUCUGCUACCUCUGUACAACAGUCAGCUAGGGCUGCAGCAUCUGGAUGAGCUGUAUAAGCAUUGCAUGAAGCAGAAAUCCAACGCCAGCGAUCAGGAUCAGACGCCAACCAAGCAGACGCCCUCAACGGCUGCCUUCAAUGGCUUCUCUAAUCCCAUGGAGUUGGCGUUUAUGCAUAAGCUGCUCCAGCAGCAACAGCAGCAACAGCAGCAGCAACAUCUGCCCAAGGAAUCGCAGGAGCUGCAUAUGGAGCAUAAGCGAGCGAGGCGUGAUCCUGCGGAUGCCGCGCCGCUGCACGUACCCGACUUCAAUAAGCAGCAGCCAAAGGCGACGCCUGCUGCGCCUGCUCCAACUGCCACGCCCGCCACGCCUACUGCAACAACGCCUGCCCCGCAGCCGCCCGCAGAGCACAAGCCGCGGCUCACCUGCAAGUCGCUAUCCAAUCUGCUGGAACCGGAAAGCAAUAUGGUGCCACUGCUGCAAGUGCCCUUCGAUGCCCUGCGUCGCAAUUCGAUGCACAAGCAAUCGCCGCUCGAGUUGGCCAAGGAGGCGAAUACCGGGCGCACGCUGCGCAGCAGCAAGACCAGCGUCACAUACAAUCCGCUCGAGCAUGCCAAGCAAUCCCAGUCGCAGUCGCAACAACAGCAGCAGCAUCAGCAACAGUUGCAGCAACAGCAACUUCUGCAGCAGCAGCAGCGCAAACGCGGCAACAUGCUGGCCCACGAGGUGCAGCAGCAGCAACAUUUGGCAGAGGCUGCGGCCGCAGCUGCAGCGGCAGGUGGCGCCGCCGGACUAGAUGCCAAUUCGGCGCUGUGGCAUCCACUCUUUGGCAGCAAUCCAAAGCAGGGCUACACCAGCCCUUGGCAAUGGACGACGGUGACGGCAACUGGCGAAUGACAGUCAAGCCGGGCUCAUAAGGAGCCAGCAGCGGCGGCAAAUAUGGCCAGCAA